CUGGCAGCAGCUCAAACACCUCAAGACAUUCUCAUUCCUCUCCUGCAAUAUCUUCUCCAUCUGUCUCUCCGAGACAGAGAGAAGCCUGAUCGAAGAGACGAGAGAAGCAGAUCCUUAUUGCAAAGCACACAGCAUGAUCCCAAGAGCGCCGAGCCUCUUCCACCUCGAGGAGGGGCUGGGCGCCUCCACCUCGACGCCAACAAUGGCGGCCUCGGGCGCCGGCGAGCUCGUGGGGCUCCGCCUCAUCAUACAGCCGUCGCCGAGGAAACAGCGGCCGACGGUCCUGAGGAGGUCCGCGGUGAGGACCCCGGCGGCGACGAGCGCGUCCAGCAAGUGCGGCCACGAGAACGGCCGCCGGAUGUCGUUCGUGGGGCUGGAGUUCCUGAAGCGCUGCUUCUGCUGCCACAAGAACCUGGACGCCACCAUGGACGUCUUCGUGUACAAAGGAGAGCAAGCGUUUUGCAGCGCCGAGUGCCGGUGCCAGCACAUGGCGAAAGAGGAGCGGCGAGAGAUCGAAAUGCUCAUCAGGAAGCGCCGCGACGCGUUCCACCGUCGGCACGCUGGAGCGGCGCCCAAUACGCAAGGAUCGAAUCGGUUCAUGAGACUGCAAACCGCUGCGCGAUGAUCCUAACUUACACACAUAUGUGGAAGAAGAGCUUCUGUUACCGUAGUCUCAUACGGUAAAAAUUUUGUUGCCUUUCUUCAAAUCGCCUAAGUUAUUUAAUUAAUGGAUCAACAACCAAACCACCCAUUUUAUGGAAAUGGAGAGUAGCCUUAUUCAAAUUCAAAGCGCUUUAUAAUCUUUAACCAGUUCUGCCCUUCAAUAUAAUUUUACAAAGUAAGCGCUAUAGCUUGUUUCCAAUA
Panicum virgatum (switchgrass) is the source of this 864-nucleotide messenger RNA. RefSeq names its product FCS-Like Zinc finger 17-like. The coding region runs from base 134 to 625 and encodes 163 amino acids. The record is from RefSeq and is a predicted model, not a curated record. The transcript is spliced from 2 exons. NCBI's taxonomy places the organism in Eukaryota, Viridiplantae, Streptophyta, Magnoliopsida, Poales, Poaceae.